Aspergillus tubingensis is the source of this 2103-nucleotide messenger RNA. Its product is annotated as fungal specific transcription factor domain-containing protein. Gene Ontology annotation, biological process: DNA-templated transcription; positive regulation of transcription by RNA polymerase II. The coding region runs from base 1 to 2103 and encodes 700 amino acids. The transcript is spliced from 3 exons. Gene Ontology annotation, molecular function: DNA-binding transcription factor activity, RNA polymerase II-specific; zinc ion binding; sequence-specific DNA binding. The record is from RefSeq and is a predicted model, not a curated record. Lineage: Eukaryota; Fungi; Ascomycota; Eurotiomycetes; Eurotiales; Aspergillaceae.
AUGUGUCCGCUGCCGACGGCGAAAGGUCCGCUGCGAUGGCGCCGUACCCGCAUGCUCGAAUUGCGCGAAAGCCGUCGAUUAUACUAUCUGGAACGGCGGGUUCGAGAGCUGGAAAGACUGGAGGCAUCGCCCUUGCGCGACAAUCCUGAUAAUGCUGAGAGUACCGACAAUAGCCUAAGCGCUCGUGAUCAAAAUGCGUUAUUUGAUGCGCACAAUGCAAGUCCAACACCGGCCCCUGUUGUCGCCGACCAUCAUGGCAUUCACAUGGGUCAAGACAACCGCAGCCCUGCUGUGCCGUCACCAGCCGUUUCGGGCUCGACCCAGAUUACUCGCAACCAGCCCCUGGCCCAUGAAGUUGGCCUUCUGUCGCUCGCCAACAAUACGGAACCUAAAUAUCUAGGCCCAUCGUCUGGUAUUUCUUUUGCUCGGCUUAUUUAUGAAAGCGCACCGCAAUCACAAGGCCUCCCACUGUCGCUACUUGAAGGCCAAGGCACGCAUAAAGAGCCUCGCGUGCUUCCUCCUACAGUGACGGGACGAGCGCUGAGCUCAGAUGCAUCUAGCAUUCCGCCCAUCCCCCUACCCUCUCCGGCAGAAUGCCAGCAAUACGCCGAGGCUUACUUUGAGGGCACAUAUCUCUAUCCUUUCAUGUCACAGCAAGGGCUCUAUCAGCUCCUAAGCCAGAUUCGGAAGUAUAAUGAAUCUUCUACAUGGAACCAUGCGCUUCCGAUCAGAUUAGCUGCGGCGCAAGUGGGACUUGUUCUUUCCUUGGGUGCACGGUUCCUUGAAGUACGCCUAGGGUCCAAUUUUGAUUCCAGUGACCUUUUCGUCUCUGCCAUGACUCACAGUUCCCAGAUCUGCCUUCAGGAUAGCGUGGAGGGUGUGCAAGUUCUGUUACUGAUGGUUCUUCACAGCUUCUAUAGUCCAGAGGGUCUGAAUGCUUGGUAUCUGCUCCACACUAUCAUUGCAAGCUGUCUGGACCUUGGACUUCAACGGCGGCAUGAAUAUGUGGCAGAGUCGAAUUCGCCGACAUACCGUCAGGCAGCACAAAGACGUAGCGCCAUCUUCUGGUCAGCCUACUCAAUGGAUCGAACACUAACCACUAUCCUCGGUCGUCCACUGACUCUCAGAGAUGAGGCCAUUGAUCAGCCAUUCCCAGGCCUGGAUGCAAGUGAUGAAGUUGAAGAAGCAGCAACCCGGUGGGAUAGUGCAAGAAUUACGCACCAUCCGUACGAGCAGAUACCGUCGACAUAUCUAGCAUUUAUUUACUCCUUACGAUUUGACCGAAUCACUGCCGAGAUCAAGCUCAUGAUAUACCGCGUUUCUCGCUCACCACGCCGCUUUCCCUGGCCAUCAAACAUAUCCGCCUGGCAACGGGAGACGGAUCAAGCCUGCAAGAAUCUCCUAACUGAAGUCUACACUCAGCAGCGUGGGAUUUCCGUGUGCGGUCCUAGCUCACUAUCUGGAACUAUCGUGCAACGAUUGGAGAUCAAAUUCCACCAGUGCAUCAUGCUUCUCUACCGACCCAGUCCUCAACUGCCAUAUCCGACAUUCGCAGCCAUAGAGGCUUGUUUUGGUAGCGCAAUGAAGAUAAUCCAGAUCAACACGGAGCUUCACCGCUUCAGGAACAUGGAGUUGUCGUGGCUCUCUGCCCACACUAUCUUUGUCGCUGCCAUUACAGUUCUGUACUGCCUCUGGGCCUACCCAGCGGUGAGAGAUCUGACGCCAGCGACCGUUCCAUUAUCCCGUGUAGACUCCGCCUUGGAGCUCCUUACCUUCCUUAAACGGCGGUGGUCAGUAGCGGAGGAGCCAUGCGAAAAGCUCUCACGACUGAUUGCCCUAACCAACGAAACUAUGCGCGAGACCGCUGAGAACCAAAGGGGAUCUGCGACUGCGGAUGACAUUACAACGCAUCCAACCGCCGGAACACAGCUUGGAAAUGGGGAUAGCAUGGUGCCACAAGAGGACGGUAGAUCGCUGCUGAUAGAUGAAUUGGGCAUCCUGCGAGAUUUGUUUGACCUCGGCUGGCUCAGUGAUUGGGGCUCGGAUCCUACCCAGCCACCAGUUUGGGAUACUUCCGAGCUUAUGAUGGGCUUUGAUAGUUAG